CUCCCGGCCUCAUCGCUGCAAGUUUGAAAGCAGCGGAAUUUUAAACUGGUGAAAAGUGUUUGUAAUCCAAGGAUCAAUCAACAACGGGAGCUCCUUACCGUAACAACAGCAGCCCGAUCAUUCUUGGAUUUUAUACAGACAGCAGGAUUGUCACAUUUUGUCCCGUCUGCGUCCUGUCUUCGUUUAGAGGGGAAGUGUACGGGAUGGCGCGUAUCUGAAUACCCAGGACAUUUUAAGUAGUUUAUCAGCUGCACACCAAGCUGUAGCAGAUAGCAGUCCUGUCGUAACGGUUACCGCGAGUGCUUGUCGUCGACAUGUCGGACACUUGGAGCAACAUCCAGGCGCACAAGAAGCAGCUGGACUCGCUGCGGGAGAGACUGCAGCGGCGCCGCAAAGACACAACGCAGCUGGGCAUCGAGGUGGGGGGUGUGGAGGGGGGGCCCACACGCAGUGACAGUCCUGGACCAGCUCUCCAGAGCCCCCCUCAGACAGAGCGCCCCCCAGACCCAGAGCUGGAGAGGAGACUUCUGGGAUAUCUGUCAGAGUUGAGCCUCUCGUUGCCUAUAGAUUCCCUCACCAUCACCAGCCAGCUCAGUACCACGGACGCUCCCGUGUCCCACGCCUGCAUCCAGAGUCUCCUGCUCAAAUUCUCCGCCCAGGAGCUGAUUGAGGUGCGGCAGCCCUCCAUGGCCCCGCCCUCCUCCACGCUCGUCACCUCAGUGGACCACACAAAACUCUGGGCCAUGAUUGGGGGCGGGGCCCCAGCACAGAGGAGUGGUGUGAAGAGGAAAGGGGAGGAGCCUCUUUCACAUCACAAAAGAGCCCCUGGCUCCUCCCCCUCUCUGCCCGCCCCUGCCUCACCCCCGCCUUCCUCCUCCAUCUCCCUGGCAGCCGCCUCCUCCUCCCAGCUGGCCGGGCCCUCUGAUUGGAAGGCAGGGGGCACAGGGGGCGGAGCUGAGAAGAAGGGCCGGGCCAAUAAGGGUCAGACUUCACACCUGGACAUGGAGAUCGAGAGCCUCCUGAACCAGCAGUCCACCAAGGAACAGCAGAGCAAGAAGGUGAGCAGGGAGAUCUUGGAGCUGCUGAACACCAGCUCGGCCAAAGAGCAGUCCAUCGUGGAGAAGUUCCGCUCCCGCGGCCGCGCCCAGGUGCAGGAGUUCUGCGACCACGGCACCAAGGAGGAGUGUGUGAGGUCCGGAGACACGCCCCAACCCUGCACCAAGCUGCACUUCCGGCGCAUCAUUAACAAGCACACAGACGAGAGUCUGGGCGAUUGCUCCUUCCUCAACACCUGCUUCCACAUGGACACCUGCAAGUACGUGCACUACGAGAUCGACUGCCCCCCUGAGGUGGAGGGGGGCGCGCUGGGCCCGCAGGCGGGGGGGGCGGAGCUGGGCCUGCACGCCGGGGAUGCCGACAGUAACGUGGGCAAGCUGUUCCCCUCACAGUGGAUCUGCUGUGAUAUCCGCUACCUGGACGUGUCCAUCCUGGGGAAGUUUGCGGUGGUGAUGGCCGACCCGCCCUGGGACAUCCACAUGGAGCUGCCGUACGGGACGCUGACGGAUGACGAGAUGAGGAAGCUCAACAUCCCCAUCCUGCAGGAUGAGGGCUUCCUCUUCCUCUGGGUCACGGGCCGGGCCAUGGAGUUGGGGAGGGAAUGCCUUAGUCUGUGGGGGUAUGAGCGUGUGGAUGAGAUCAUCUGGGUGAAGACCAAUCAGCUACAAAGAAUAAUCCGCACUGGGAGGACCGGUCACUGGCUCAACCACGGCAAGGAGCACUGCCUGGUGGGCGUGAAGGGAAACCCCCAGGGCUUCAACAGAGGGCUGGACUGUGAUGUCAUCGUGGCAGAGGUGCGCUCCACCAGCCACAAGCCAGAUGAGAUUUAUGGGAUGAUCGAACGCCUCUCUCCAGGAACCAGGAAGAUCGAACUCUUCGGCCGACCACACAACGUUCAGCCCAACUGGGUGACUCUGGGUAACCAGCUGGACGGGAUUCACCUGCUGGAUCCGGAUGUUGUUGCUCGCUUUAAGAAGCGGUACCCGGAUGGAGUCAUCUCCAAGCCCAAGAACAUGUAGU
Messenger RNA from Megalops cyprinoides (Indo-Pacific tarpon), 2076 nucleotides. RefSeq names its product methyltransferase like 3 (gene mettl3). The coding region runs from base 315 to 2075 and encodes 586 amino acids. Gene Ontology annotation, cellular component: nucleus; RNA N6-methyladenosine methyltransferase complex. The record is from RefSeq and is a predicted model, not a curated record. The transcript has 11 exons. NCBI's taxonomy places the organism in Eukaryota, Metazoa, Chordata, Actinopteri, Elopiformes, Megalopidae. Gene Ontology annotation, molecular function: mRNA m(6)A methyltransferase activity; mRNA (2'-O-methyladenosine-N6-)-methyltransferase activity.